GUGAAAGUGUGGGCAAAAUGAGCAAAAAUACACUCCUCCAGAUGCUUCAGCUACAAGGAGUUGAAUAACAAAAACAUUUAAUAAAACCCAUUUAGUGUCUUUUCUACCACACCUUGCUAAACGUAAGUACCAAUAUCAUACGUACGUCACAAGGCGUGUCUUUUCUACCACACCCUGCUAAACGUAAGUACCAAUAUCAUACGUACGUCACAAGGCGUGUCUUUUCUACCACACCCUGCUAAACGUAAGUACAUAUAUCAUACGUACGUCACAAGGCGCGUCUUUUCUACCACACCCUGCUAAACGUAAGUACAUACAUCAUACGUACGUCACAAGGCGUGUCUUUUCUAGCACACCCUGCUAAACGUAAGUACCAAUAUCAUACGUACGUCACAAGGCGUGUCUUUUCUACCACACCCUGCUAAACGUAAGUACAUAUAUCAUACGUACGUCACAAGGCGUCUUUGUAACACAAACAAACGUAACACAGUACAUGCAUGACAAGCACAUCUGUUUAAAGUUGUCAUUCGAGUCUUUUGUCCGUCCAUCGCCUUAUCAUGAGGUCACAUACCAUAGUAGGAAGUACGCUUCAACCAUUGUCUUGCUGUUGUGACCGCGAAACGCAUUCUUAACUUAUUUCUAACGAAAACAAACACUAUGCACAUGGCUGAGACAUAAGGGAGUGCGCGCCUGAUCAACAAUUGGCCACGAAACUCUGAGUCUAGCCUACGUAUGACUCGCUUCAAACAGAAGUUAGAAAUAAGUAAGAUUUCUCCUUCCCUAAAAAAAUUAUACUCUUUUGCCCUAUAUUGUUUUAUCAAAUAUGAUCAAAUAUUCUAUUUUUCCCCAUUUCUUUGUUUUACUUCUUGUGAUGUUUAAAUGCGUUGUUUGUUAAGAGCUCUCCAAAGACAUAUGCCAUCAAGGGGUCUGCCUCCAUGGAAGAUGUGAAAAUCUUGGCCAGGGCAGAUUCAAGUGCCAUUGCAAUCCGGGAUACGAAGGCAAACACUGUGAAAAAGUUAAGUACCGAUGGUGCGCAGUCAUAGGUAUCAAAUGCAAAAAAAAGGCUGCUAGUAUAUGACGAUCGUUCAAUAAAAAUGAUAACUUGGAGUAGAUUAUUCAUAGGAAUCAUAUGGAAAAAGGGAUAGUAUUUGACGGUCCUUCAAUAAACAAUAGUGUCCCACUUUUGGAGGCCAAAGGGGUGGGGACGCCUUUGGGCCCACUUUAAAGUUUUGGGUAAUAGAGAGGCUUACUGCAGUUUGGUCGGGGGGCUUGGUAUGGACUUUUCAUGGUUUACAAUAUAUUUGUUCUAGAUUUAAAGCAAUUUACUGUAACGCGCAUUUGUUGCCAGGGAUCGACCAUUGCGUCAGUACUCCGUGUAUGAAUGGUGGGACGUGCAUUAAUAAGCUUUUAAUGUAUGUCUGCGAUUGCAUGCCGUAUUAUGGAGGAUACAACUGUGAACACGCCCCGUUCCUUGUCUCAAGGUGCCCAACUAGCACAUCUGGCGACAUAACAUAUCAACCAGAUAAAUGGGAGAAAAUUGCCUUUAGAACCAAUAAAGACAUGUAUGUCGUAGCCAUCUGCGUACACGGGGAUAUGACCAAGACAAAGGAGACAACGUUCGACAUAACCUUUCGAUUACGAUACCCUGAAACAACCACUGUGAUAAGAGAGAAGUCUGGACGGUACACUAUCAGUACGGACUACACACUGAAGUGUCCAAGUCUUGUGCCGUAUUUCAGACUGAUAGCGGGCACGACGUACAUUGCCGAGCUACAGGUGGUUGGUGGUGACAUGACCGUUAACAAGCGCGUUGGGUGCUAUCCUGAUCAGGAGUACGACUGGGGAGACGCCCUGUACCCCGACGAAACGGUUCAUAUCUGGUGGUUUGACGUAUCGGCUAGUGAACAGGUUGAUGCCGGAAUCACAAACCAAAACGAGGGUUCAGUUCCAGUUCUGAAAAUGCAAUUUACUACCGUACAAACUUGAGGGCGCAGAUGUGUUCUUUUCAAGUUUGAUUUAAGUUAUACAAACCUAUAUUUGACUGUUUGUAUGAUGUCAUACCAAGGGGAUAGUGUUCACUUACCUUUCUUUGGAGCAGACGGAGGUGACACUGGUCUUGCUCUCCGAGGCUCUAGCUAUCAAGAGCCAACUGUAUAAUGCAAAGACAUAAUUUCUAGGCA
This is a messenger RNA of Nematostella vectensis (starlet sea anemone), 2180 nucleotides long. RefSeq lists its product as uncharacterized. The record is from RefSeq and is a predicted model, not a curated record. Lineage: Eukaryota; Metazoa; Cnidaria; Anthozoa; Actiniaria; Edwardsiidae. The transcript is spliced from 4 exons. Bases 1378 to 1986 code for a protein of 202 amino acids.